Linderina pennispora is the source of this 1956-nucleotide messenger RNA. RefSeq names its product Rad4-domain-containing protein. The record is from RefSeq and is a predicted model, not a curated record. Gene Ontology annotation, cellular component: nucleotide-excision repair factor 2 complex; nucleus; cytoplasm. Gene Ontology annotation, molecular function: single-stranded DNA binding; damaged DNA binding. Gene Ontology annotation, biological process: mismatch repair; nucleotide-excision repair. Bases 29 to 1891 code for a protein of 620 amino acids. Lineage: Eukaryota; Fungi; Kickxellomycota; Kickxellomycetes; Kickxellales; Kickxellaceae. The transcript has 5 exons.
UUCAUACUUUUAUGAAUAUAGCGCAGCCAUGACUCCAGACGAUAGGACAAUCGCAGGCUUGGCUACUGCGCAGCAGCCCGGAGCAAAAACUCCCCGCUCGCCUGCGGAAAAAAGGGCGCGUUCUUCGGAUAUUAUUGCCCCAAUCCCUGCUGCGAGCAGUAGCGAGGAUGACGACAUGUUCGAGGAUGUCGAGAUGCCUGAGGAUGUCGGGAUGCCUGAGGAUGAUCUGCCUGAGCUGGGUACCGUGGAGCUGGAUUUUGGCGAAGCCCCGAGCCUGCUCAAAGCUCGAGGACGCCGGCCAGUGGUGACGAGGCGGGCACGCAUCCUGCGCCGCAGCCAGCACAUUGCCGAGCUGAUCUGCAUGCUCACAUCCUUGCAGCUCAUGAACUAUGCAUGUAGUGGGGAGACCCUGGGGCGGGCAUUCUCACUGAUCCCCGCUGCAAGCAUCGAGCGCAUGCACGAGCACCUGCAUCCACUACGAUACCGGGAGACCGACAUGGCUCGGGGCCAAAGCAUUGGGGACCAAUUUAUCCGGGCGAUGUUGCUGACGUGUAUGCUGCGGGCGUUGAAGUUUGAUGUCAGGUUCUGUGCAGGCAUUUCGCCACUGCCUCUGAAGCUGACAGUCAGCGAGAGCCAGGCUCUUGAAGGGCUGCGCGAUCCUUCCCCAGCGAGAAAGCGCGCAAAAUCGAGCCCAUCCAGAACCAGGGCCAAGGCCAAGCACGAUGGCGUGCCACAGUACUGGUGCGAGGUCUUUGAUCCUCUCAUCGAGAACCCCAAGCAACUCGUGCGGCCCACCAAGACAUCCCCGUGCAAAUUUGCGUACAUUGUUAGUCUGGACUCACUUGGCUAUGUGCGCGACAUCACACGCCGAUACACAGCAGAAUUCGUCAAUACUACCAGCAAACUGCGUCUGAAAGCCAGCAGCUCGGAUGGCCGGUCUUGGUGGGACCGGUGGCUGGACCGGUGGCAGAACCCCGACCAGACCGAACGCGAUGAUCGCGAGGAAGAGCAAAUGGCCAUCAGUGAAGCCCGCAGUGCCAUGCCGAAGCGCCUUGCGGAUUUUGCCUCCAAUCCGCACUACGUGCUGAAGCGCAAUCUAAAGCAAAACGAGAUUCUGUAUCCAGAGGGGCCUCGAGUUGGGACUGUGCGCGGGGAGCCGGUGUUUCUACGCGAAAACGUCCAGGCACUGCGCACAUCCAUGGCGUGGAUGCGGCUGGGCCGCACAGUCAAGCCCGGCGAGCAGCCGAUAAAGACGGUGAAGCAGCGAGCGGUCACUGCGCGCGCAAAAAUGCAGGUCGAGGAAUGCGAAGCGCAGGGGGUAGAGGCCGUAAGCGCACUGUUUGGCGAGUGGCAGACGGAGUUGUUCCGUCCGCCGCCGGUUGCCGACGGCAAGGUGCCGAGAAACGACUAUGGCCGCUUGGAUCUGUUCACAGAAUCUAUGCUGCCUGAGGGCGCUGCACACAUCCCACAUCCCGAUGCCAAGCGGCUGUGCAAGGAUCUAGGCAUUGACUGCGUAGAGGCUGUCGUGAGAUUCGAGUUCCGCCGUGGUGUCAGCACACCCAUCAUCAGUGGCGUUGUUGUGCCCAGCGAUUCUGCUGAACUUGUUGCCGAUGCACUGGCAGAGAGCACACAUAACAAGAUCGCCCAGCAAAGAGCAGCUAUAGAGAAGCGCGCGGUCAAGCGAUGGCGCAGACUGCUGGUUGCCUUGCGCGUUCGGAAAGAGGUCGACGACACAUUCGCCACCAGGAGUUCGCUGCCACAAGGCGCUGCAUUCAAGAGCAAAAGCAAAGGCAAGGAGGCAGCAUCUAGCGACACAUCCUCCUCAUCGGAGGAAGGGCAGGAGCAGGAGCAGGAGGAGCAUGUAGACACCGGCGGCGGAUUCAUUCUCUGACAUCCACGUAGCAUGUAUUUUACCGCAUCUCUUUCAUGUUGAGCAACAAACAGAUGUAAAGAAAG